Molecule: messenger RNA, 2367 nt
Organism: Trichophyton rubrum CBS 118892
Lineage: Eukaryota; Fungi; Ascomycota; Eurotiomycetes; Onygenales; Arthrodermataceae
Exons: 2
Coding region: 1-468 (155 amino acids)
Biological process (GO): transmembrane transport
Molecular function (GO): transmembrane transporter activity
Source: RefSeq, a predicted model, not a curated record
AUGAGCCAAAAUUUAUCCCAGCCUGAUAAUAGCAACCUGGGGAAUGGAGAUUGUGAAGUAAAUCGCUGUUUCCAAGAGAACUAUCCAAAGUCUGCUGCUCUCGGUAUCAUCAUGCUUGCGAUUUGCUCUAGCAUGUUUCCUGUCUCAUUGAAUUCCGUCAGUAUAAUUGUCGGCCGCGCAAUCCAAGGGCUGAGCGUUGCAGCUAUCUUCUCUGGUUCCAUGGUCCUUAUCGUCGAAGCAGUACCCUUGGCUAAACGACCCAUGUACAUGGGAUUUGGUGGCGCAACAUUUGGUCUUUCAGCUGUUCUUGGGCCUCUCGUGGGGAGGAGCUUUGACAUCGAAUGCCUCAUGGAGGUGGUGCUUCCUUAUCAACCUGCCUAUUGGCGGUAUGGUACUUCUGGUGCUGCUCUGGUUCUUCCCAAAUACGCACACUAUGGAAGAACAAUGCGGUCCUCAGAAAGGAAAUAGCGUGCAAAAUUGAUAAAGAAGAAACUCCUCGAUCUGGACCCUAUGGGUAUCAUUUUCCUUGUCCCAGGGAUAGUAUCUCUCAUGCUUGCACUUCAAUGGGGUGGAUCUGUCUAUGCCUGGAGUAAUGGCCGGAUCAUUGCCCUCUUUGUUGUGGCCGGAAUCUUGUCUGUAUCCUUUCUCUAGAACGAAAUAUACCAGCGAGAGCGAGCCAUGCUGAAAAUGAGCGUAUUCACGCAACGCACCGUGUUCGGGAGCUUCUUUUAUUUUUUUUGCGUUGGCGGUUCGAUGAUGACGAUCGUUUACUACCUACCGAUAUGGUUUCAAGCAAUCAAGGGGUCCAGUGCUGUCGAAUCGGGAGAGGUGAAUAUACCUCUUUUGCUAUCGCUCAUGAUUGGCACCCUGCUUGCUGGCAUAUUUGUAUCCAAGGUUGUUGGAUAGGCUGCACCUUUUAUGGUCGCUGGUGCUAUAAUCAUGACGAUUGGAGCGGGGUUAUUUAGCACGUUUGGCAUAGUUAACUACAGGUCAUGCGAAAUGGAUUGGAUACCAGGUUGUGUAUGGGUUCGGCUUGGGACUCGGGAUGCAACAAGGAGCAGCAACCUUUCAAGCAGUGAUACCAAAGCACGACACCCCACACGGGGAGUGAUGUUUCCUUGAUGCAAUAAAAUCUGAGAGUUGUGACUUUGGGCAAAGAACGUGUCGGGUCAUAACCACCUCCAUCGGUGGUGGGUUGCUCCCGCGGGCCGACCCUUGCAUGCCAAGACCUUGUGUCACUCCAGCCGGCGCGUAAUUGCAGCUCUCUCACAACACUCUAAAUCUAUUAUUGGCCUACUAUUCAUAGCAUGCCUAUUAUUUGAGAGCGUACGCAUGCAUAAGCAAUGAUGUGGAAAGAGAAGAUACAGCAACUUCUGCUUGCCAGUCGGCUUAAAUACUAUGCUCUGCUUAUGUGUUAUGCAUGCAGGAAAAAUAUUCAUGCUGCUUACCAGUUGGUUAUGCCAUCUGCCCUUGGUCUAUAUAUACCCGGAUGCAGACGUUCCUGGACUCGAGUUUUCUAGUCCGUUGUUGCUUCUAUCCUGCCAUGACUAAAAUAACAAAUCCCUCAUCCCAAUAACACUUGCUUUCUAACAGCCACAUACCCAGCACCCUUCAGAAGAAUACAGCAUAACAACGGUUCAAACCAACCCAAACACUCGCUAAAACAUCUUCUUAUUCGUGAACCCUUCGUAUUAGUCAAUUUCAGAGCCUCUAUAGGCCCUACGAUUACCGCGCUACCCAGAUUACACGCCUCAGGCCCAAACUCUACUCCACCAAAGAACGGGACGAACUUGGUAGGGUGGGUCAAUGAGUCACCGUACCGCGGUACACAAAAACUAAUAAGCUCUUGCUGCUUUACGAUAUUUAUCUGUGCUUGGGUUAUUAUACACCUACGGGUAUGCAAUCGAAAGUCCGUUGCCUUUUUGCACAAGCUAGCUUUAUUCCUCAAAUCCGUCGUGGCACCCGAAUUAAUUGCCGUUAAAGGAUUGUAGGAAUAGAGUCAAUCAAGGAAGAUAGUCCGGAACUGCAAAAAGUAUACAGAAAAGGAAUUCAGACUGGUUCAUGCGUUCUAUAUUAGUAUGCUUAGUCUUAGAUAUCGCACCGAGCGCGGCGACAAAGUAAUAUAGCCAAACCAAUUUGAAUGGUUACUGGAAAAUGGUCUCUUUGAAUGGAAAUUCCACAAAAGCUGGGGCCUAGGUGAGAGUGACAUCAAGGACAAAAGCAGUGCAGACGGAACUAUGAAAAUGGCAGCACUUAUUCAAACAGCUUAGUUCGUUGUACAGGCAAUUGUACGAGCAGCUCAUAACCUUCCUCUAGCCCAACUAGAAUCCAUGAGCCUCAGCUACAUCCCACUAUUUAUUAUCACAU